Messenger RNA from Marmota flaviventris (yellow-bellied marmot), 1299 nucleotides. RefSeq names its product palmitoyltransferase ZDHHC19-like. Gene Ontology annotation, biological process: protein targeting to membrane; peptidyl-L-cysteine S-palmitoylation. Gene Ontology annotation, molecular function: protein-cysteine S-palmitoyltransferase activity. NCBI's taxonomy places the organism in Eukaryota, Metazoa, Chordata, Mammalia, Rodentia, Sciuridae. Gene Ontology annotation, cellular component: endoplasmic reticulum; Golgi apparatus. The record is from RefSeq and is a predicted model, not a curated record.
AUGACAAUCAGAGGGAAUUCUCAAGUCACAGCUGAUAGAUUGCUUACCCUGAAUGGGGAAUGGGGCUUUACCAUGGUUACUGGCUGCUUGUUUCUGGUCACUUUCUGCAGCCUGGUUUCCCUGAACUUUUCUGAUCCUGGCAUCCUGUAUCAAGGUAAGGCCUCAGACCCCUGGGAGAAGCUCCCUGAGGCAGCAUAUGUGCCCUGGAUAUAUCAAAGGGCCUUUCAAAUGCCCUGGUGUCCCCAUUGCUCCUUCCACUGCCCACCCAGGACCUUCCACUGUGGAUGUUGUAACAUCUGUGAGGAGGAGUUUGACCACCACUGUAGGUGGGUGAACAAGUGCGAGGGGCGUAGUAACAUCCAGCUCUUCCUGCUGCUGCUCAUGUCCCCUUGCCUGUACCUGGGUGCCCUGCUGGUGAUGUGCACCAUCUUCCUUGUGAGCACCAGUGAGAUGCCAUUUUCCUUGGACAAGGCCAUGGCAUAUCCAUACAUGGCUGUCCCGGCCACAGGCGCCCUGUUGCCACUCACUUUGGGACUGCUGAUCCAGGCUGUAGCAAUGAGCACCGCCACGCGCUCCUAUGAAGGCCAGGGACAGUUCCUUCAGAGGGACAACCCCCUAGACCAGGGCUCUGCCAGGAACUGUUACAUCACCCUCUGUGCACCACUGGGACCCAAGUAAAUUGGUAAACCAGAGGCUCCAGUGGUGGACCCUGGGGCUGGUGGGGUGUGGUGAAGCUGGAUCCUCUUCCUUGGUCUCUUACACCAGCACCCAGGCCCUGACACUCACUGUUACUUUCCUUUGGGGUUUUCUCCAGGGCACUCUGGGAACCCCUGGGAACUGCCCUCUUCUUUCCUUUCUAGGUUCUUACCCCAAGAAAUGAGGUAGAGGGGAACUGCAGCCUGGAUGAGACUCCUGGAUGAGAACACUGGGCUCUGUGCUUUCCAAGCUGAGGGGUGAGGGUUGUCAGGAGACCAGCCUAAGGUUCAGAGAAGCGUGUUUCCUAGGGUGUGGAGAGGCUCUGAGGAGCUGGGACUAAUGCCUCCUGGAAGGGAAGAACAUUGCUCUCUGGAGACCCAAGCUCAGGAGCCAACACUGUCUGGCUCUUUGACAUUGGGCAAGACACUCAGCAUUUCUCUCAUCCUUAAAAUGUGGCAACAGUAAUGAUCACAGCAACUGACCUGGCUGGCUUCCUGGGAAGGGCUGAAGAUGAGAAGAUAGAAAACUCACCAGCCAGGAUUAUACCAAGUGCACCUCAAAUGAUUCCACAAAAUAGAAAGGGAACUUAUUUAUUAUUAUUUU